Gasterosteus aculeatus aculeatus (three-spined stickleback) is the source of this 7141-nucleotide messenger RNA. The record is from RefSeq and is a predicted model, not a curated record. Lineage: Eukaryota; Metazoa; Chordata; Actinopteri; Perciformes; Gasterosteidae.
CGCGCGAACGCGCACAGGUCGAUUGCUUCGUCGCGGUGCCACGCGUGCCUGCCGCGCGCGCGAGUAGUUUCUCGCUAGCCCCUUCCUCCAGCUCCGCGGCGCAGGGAUACGCGCGGUGCUUCGGCUGAGCUGAAUGAGAUUGAAGAAGAGUUCUUCUUGUUUUGUAGCUUCAGUUUCUCUGUUUUUACACUAAUUUUUAACCAAAACUAAAUAUAAAAUACGGCAACAACAUAAAGCAGCGCGGGAAAGUGUUGAGCCGGACUCCUCCUCCAUGCUGUUGUUCCAUCGUGGAUCGGCUCCUUACACAUUUAUAUAUAUAUUUAAUUAAUCUAGAGGAGGACUGCUGCUGAGCGUCUUGUGUGAAGAGAGUUUAGUGGUAGAGGUCACAACCUCUUGCACCGGCUCAUUCCGUACUCUGGUGUCAUUCUAAGGGCAGCACGGGUGGGUGGAGUCCAGUCCCACAGCCAGGCGCGGCACUUUAAUGCUUCAGGUGGAUGCGUUUCCUCCUGGAGACGGUGUUAAGCAGGCUGAUCGAUCGGCUGGCAGACUGACUGGAUCCAUGAUGGAGCUCCAGAUGUUACAGGAGGCCCUGAAGGUGGAGAUCCAGAUCCACCAGAAACUGGUUGCCCAGAUGAAGCAGGACCCUCAGAACGCAGAUCUGAAGAAGCAGCUCCACGAGCUUCAAGCCAAGAUCACGGCCCUCAGUGAGAAGCAGAAGAAGGUGGUGGAGCAGCUGAGGAAGGAGUUGUUGGUGAAACAGGAGCCAGAUGCGAAGCUGCAGCUGCACGUCCAAACUCCUCCAGCAGGGGGUGACAUGAAGCCGGGCAACCUGCUGCAGAGCCAGCAGAUACCUGGAGGACUGCAGCAGACCCUGGCGGUCACGCCGGUCCUUACCGCAAAGACUAUACCUCUGGUGCUGAAAGCUGCUGCCGCCCCGCCCGGCUCCGUCCUGCCUCAUCGCCCGCCCGCUGUCGCCAUGGUAACCACGGCUAUUCCCAAACCUGACCUGCAGAACGCUCCUAUCAACCUACAGGUGGUCAGCAAGCUGACCAAUCAGAGCUCAGAGCCGGUGCGACUGGUGUCAAAGAACGCAAUGGUGGUGCAGGCCACCACCAUCACCUCCACCACCAACACCACCACCCAGCCAAUCAAAGUUCCUCAGUUUGUCCCUCCUCCUAGACUGAUGCCUCGACCCACCUUUCAGCCACAGGUCAGGCCGAAGCCAGCCACACCCACGAAUGUGCACAUCGCCCCGGCCCCUCCGCCCCCCAUGAUGGCAGCCCCCCAACUGCUCCAGAGGCCCGUCAUGUUGGCCACCAAGCUGUCGUCCUCGCUGCCCUCGGCGCCCCCCAUCCACCAGGUCCGCAUCGUCAACGGGCAGCCAUGCGGCAAGGCCGGCGCCGCCCCGCUGACGGGCAUCGUCAUCACAACGCCGGUGACUGCUAGCCCCGCCCGCCUCGCCAGCCCCGCCCAGGUGCUGGGCCUCACGCCCAUCCUCACCCCGACCCCCGCCAAGCCCAUUCAGAUAAGCAGUCUGAUCGCCGAGCCCAAGACUGUUAAAGCAGCAGGAGGAGCAGAGCAGAAGGUCGUCGUCAGCAUCUCCUCCUCCUCCUCUUCCUCUCCCCCGCUGUCUCUGCCUCCUCCCAGAACCAAGAAGGAGGAGAACCCAGAGAAACUGGCCUUCAUGGUGUCUCUGGGCCUUGUGACACACGACCACUUGGAAGAGAUUCAAAGCAAAAGACAGGAGCGCAAGAGGAGAACGACGGCCAACCCGGUGUACAGCGGCGCAGUGUUCGAGCCCGAGAGGAAGAAGAGUGCAGUGAGCUACCUGAACAGCCCUCUGCACCAGGGGACAAGGAAGAGAGGUCGCCCACCCAAAUACAGCAGCGUCCCGGAGCUGGGCUGCCUCACCCCGACCUCCCCCUCCAGCCCCGUCCGUCCCCUCCCCCUGCCCAGCCCCAGCUCUGGGGAUGGAGACAUCCAUGAGGAUUUCUGCACUGUGUGCAGACGCAGUGGCCAGUUGCUCAUGUGCGACACGUGUUCUCGUGUUUAUCACCUGGACUGCCUGGAUCCGCCCCUGAAAACCAUUCCUAAAGGCAUGUGGAUCUGUCCAAAAUGUCAAGAUCAGAUCCUGAAGAAAGAAGAAGCCAUUCCGUGGCCCGGCACUCUGGCUAUUGUUCAUUCCUACAUCGCCUACAAAGAAGCUAAAGAGGAGGAGAAACAGAAGCUGAUGAAAUGGAGCGCUGAACUGAAGCUAGAGCGAGAGCAGCUGGAACAGAGAGUCAAACAGCUCAGCAACUCUAUAACGAAAUGCAUGGAGACCAAAAACAGCAUCCUGGCUCGUCAGAAGGACAUGCAUCUCUCCCUGGAGAAGGUCAAGCACCUGAUCCGCCUCAUCCAAACCUUCAAAUUCAACCGAGCUUUGUCAGAGACGGUCAAGGAGGUCGACGCCAGAGGCCGGGACGCUUCUGAGGGUCCGGCUUUCGGCUGUGAAGCCGCGCUGGGGGCUGACUGCGCAGAGAAGGCAAAGGCUGGUAGUCCACCGACUGGCGGGGACGCUGACGGGGUCAACGCACCGGAGGACAAGGACCCCAGAAUGGCCGCAGACGCACGGGACACCGACAGCCAGGCGGUCCAGAAAGACGGCGUAGCCCCACCGGUAGAUAAGAGCCUCGACAAAGGGGCGGAGGCAAAGGCAAAACCCGGUAACGGGGCUGCAGAAACUACCGUCCAGGUGGAGGUUGCGGCUGGAGCGGAGGUCAAGGCGGCGCCAGUGGUUGACAUUCUCGUUCCCUCAGAGGUUGCUACCCCGGCCACCACCAACGGGACUGUUGUGCCGGCCCGCCCCAACGUCAGCCCUGCCGCCGCCUGCCCAGCCGCCGCUCCCCAUGCCAACGCCACCAACUCUGAGAACAAGAUGGCUGCCGCCAACCCUCUGGAGACGGCGGUGGAGAAGAAGCAGGAGGAGGUCACCGACGCUGACGGCAGCAACAACAACAGCAAAACCUCAGAACCCUCCCAGAAUUCUUUGCCAGCUCUUGUCAGCAAUUUGGACGACAAAAAGUGAUCUUGUCCCACCGCUGCGGGAUUCAGACACACAUCUAAAAAAGACACCCUACGGUGUCCUAAAGUUGCCAAUCUUAUAAAUGUUGUUUGUUUGCAUUGUAUUGUCAGACUGUGUCAAUGGUAGAUAUACAGCCCAGGUCACGGGGACGUAGGAUGCCCCCCCCCCCACCCCUCAACCCGCCACACAGAGCUGGGGUACAGGAAGGCUUUCGCACCAGGGCCAUCAUGCCAAUUAGUGAUAGACGUCUGUGGCGGGAAUGCUCAAAGGGAGAUCAUCACACCAGUGUGUGCCUGUUACAGUGGGCCCUGUGUUCUCUUGUGGGGGGGGCACAUGGGAUCGGAGAACAUUGAACCAAACAUCUGUCAGGGGUUGCUGGUCUAAUAAGCAGUGUUGUGAUAGUGUGAGUGCUGAAAAGAGAGCCUGUCUGUCCCCUUGCUCCGAUGAACCCCCCCAACUCCCUCGCCCCAAACCAAGAAGUCUGAUGUAUAACACUUUUCAAACUUUCCCAUUAACCAACACCUUCAACCUUGUUCAGUGUCCACAAAGACCUGAAACCUUCAUCAACAGAGACCCACCUCCUUCACCCCGAACAGGUUCAGUACACUUCAAACAAAUAUUUUUAUUAACGGAGGGGGAUACAGUUAAUUAAAUUAAAAUGAGAAUUAAGCACUUUGGUGGUGUUGCUCUUGUCAGCGCACACCAAACAAAAAGAGCUGUGGGGGGGGGCUGUUAUAUGUUCGUCACAAAGCAUAUCGCCGAUAGCAGCCUCUAAUCGGUAAGAUUCGGAGAUUCGGAUCCAACCCAAUGGGCCGAUGAGCGUAGAACUUCCCUAUUAACCAACAAUCUGACCUUGCCCCCCCACUCCACCCUCCUUUGCAUCCGAAGGGCUGUUUAACUAUGUCUAUAGUUUAAGUCUUGUUUGUUUGAGGUUAAAAAGAUUGGAUACGAGUUUGGUGUACUCAACAAAGAAAACAAAAGUGAUGAAUGAGAGCGGGGGGCGGUGAGCUGGUCAAAACGACAUCCUGUCCACCAAAUCCAAACCGAUAUUCUCCCGUCUGCUGAGGAUUUAAAGCGGGUCAAUGACCUCAAGCAAACACACAACUCAAGCUGUUGAGUUUGGUUUGAAGUCUUUUUAUUGAAACAACGUUCCUAACUUUCAAAUAAAUCUACGAGUACAGAAGAAACUUCAUUCGACCUUGAGGUUAAAACCCAAACGUACAAUCCCCAGUACGCCAAGAACCAAUUAAGUGUAGUGAUUGAGGGUUUUUUCAUUUGUGUGUCGAUUGUGAGCACUAAAUGUGAAAGAUUUGCAAUAUUGCAAUGUCAACAAAACACACACACCAUAACUGGUCUGUGUUUCUUCAUUCAUAGGAAAAGAUAUUCAGGUCUUCCUAGUCUUCAGAAUAAGUGCUUUCUGUUCCUGAACCUGCUGACUGGCAUUAUUAAAAACACACAAAGGAAUUCCUUUUUUUUAACUGGUGGGCUUUUGCAUCAUGAACAUUUUUAAUGUUGAAUCCCAAACUGCCAAAAAAACUCCAAAUAUAUCCGCAUCUGUUUUUCUGUUUCACACCAUUGAAGGAGAUCUGAUCAUCUGGCGUUACAUAUAUAUCUAUAUAUCUAUAUAUUUAUCACAAACGCCAGAUGAUCCGUUGACCCUCCUGGAGUUUUACUUCUGUUGUUCAUAUAUAUAAACUCGAGGGGAGCUCUUCCUCUUCUGUCUUCACCACAAACAUCCCGACAUGAAAGCACAAGAUCACCGCCGCCGAGCUUCUUUUGUACGUUGAUAUGGAAUCAAAAAGAGUAUGCAUCUUCUGUGUUGUGAUGUGACUUAUCACCACAUCGCCAAUAUUUUUGUAGGAGGAUACCCGGACCUGGGGGCUGUUGUUGCCGUCUUUGUUCUGGUGGGCUGAUCGAGACCUCUGGUCUUUAAAAUCUUGUUGUUCUGUAUUUCCUUUAUGUUGAAGUCGCCAUACAGUACCCCCCCGAGCCUUGCUAUGCAGCUGAAAUAUCUCAAACAACAAUCAGAUAGAUUAUAGUGUAACUUACUAAAGAUAUCAUUACAGGUCAUUUAGCUGAUUUUUAUCCAAAGCGACCUACAUUACAUUUUUAACUCAUGGCUUUUUACAUUUUUGCCCAGAGAGCAAUUAGGAGUUGUCUUGCUCAGGGACACUUCAAUUUGAGACAUGGGGCAGCAGGACUCGAACCACCAACCUUGAGUAUCCGAGCGCACCCGCUCUACCCUUGCGCCACGACGACCCUUAUCAAAUUCUUCUUGGCAUUUCAUAGGCGCGUGGGUUAGCAUUCUGCUGUUAGCAUGCAGCUAAGCUGUUAGCAUGGCUGUAGACUCAUGGACCAUCAGUGAGGGGGGGCGACUGCGUGGUCGGUGACCUUGAAUUCAUCUCCGUCUCUUUUCUUCGUAUCGUCAUGGACUCUUCAUAUCUGAGAUCAGCUGUACAAACUGCCUUCAUUCAGCAGGACGUCGCCACACGUUUGUUUAUCCAAUAGAUGUUCUGGACCCGACAGUCCAGAACCAGAACACGCCCCCCCCCCUCCCCCCUACUUCUCUGUACAGUAGGUACCUUGAGUGCCUUUCUUCAAACAGCAGAUAAUAUUUUGUCUCUUGACUUGCACUGUGACUUGGAGAAACCUUACUAACCCUCCAGAAUACCCACCCCGGCUCUGGUCUGUCCCACUCACAAAGACCCCUGACACAGCGCCCCCUCACCUCAGGCUGCCCACAGUCCGUGCAAGUAGAAACUACAUUUCGUCUUGCACCAUCUCAGAACAACCACAUCGCGUUUGUCAGCAUCAAUUUUAGGAGUUUGAGCCUUAAAUGUUUUUAUUUCUUUUUUUUAUUCUUGAUUUUACUUUUGAUGUUUUGAAAAGAUAAAAAAAGAAUCCCUGCAGAGGUCAAAGGCUGUGGUAGUCCAUGAGAUGGUCCGGGGAGGAGGAGGAGAUCUCUGCUCGGUGACAGAUGUUUGGUGAUGCACUUUUGGUUUGACCAGUAUUAUUGUUAUGAUUAUUAUUAAUAUCAGAGUGUUGGUCCGGAAUCGUUGACUCCCUCUGUGCCGUGCUUCUUCUUCAUCUUCUAAACUUGGUAAACCCGCUCGCGUGGACAACCAGACCGACUUGGACCCUUGAGCAGUACGCUGGAUGGCAUGCCUUCUUAUGCAAAACUUUUAUAAUACACUUUACUUUUUACAUAUACUUUUAAUUUUGUUCUUUAGACUUAAGUCACCUUUUUUUUUACUUUCUUAGAACAUCUUGACGGUUUGAAAACUUUUUUUUUUCCUGACAUUUGUAAGGUUUUAAAUCUGAACCAACGCUCCAAACCAGAUGUUAUGGGGCAGAAAAGUCUAAAAUCGAAGUGCAAAGUGAUCCGAAGAACACCGAGUUCUGGGGAGGCCUUUGUGUGAGGUUAGCAGGUGGAGUUCCACGUCUGGGACGGUUGAUAUGUCUGGGAGGGUUGGUGUGUCUGGGGGGGGGGGGUCUCGUGCACGUGAAGAUGAAAUAGACGGUCGUGUUUGUGAUUGUGGCCUUUUAGUGUUCUGUCGAGACAUGACGUCAUCCAUCCUCUCUGCAUCCAGAUUUUCACCCGAAGCUUCUUUACCUCAUCCACGGCUCAUUCUAUUUGGGGGGGGGGGGGGGCAGAAAAAAAACAUGAAAUAAGAAUUAUUAAAAAAAUACAAGAAGUGGUUUUUUAAUUUCAUUCGGUAAGAUGCAUUGUAGCGAUAUGAAUAAAGAAAAAGUUCACCUGGUGUGCUGAAAAAUGUGUAAGUUGGUAAUUACACAAUCUAAAUAUUUGUAUAAUUGUUUGUAUUUUUCAUAAUGAUUUUGGAAAGGAAUGUGUUUAUUUUUUUGACUUGUGUUCCGGAUGUGUCUUCUGUUUGGCCUGACAUUGUGACUGGUCUGGUGGGAUUCUUACCUCUGUAUUGAGCCUCUUCUGUGAUGAAUUAUUUGUAUGCAGUGUUUAGGAAAUACUGUAGGGAACAUGGGGGAGGAGUUGAUAUUAGGAGCAUUUGAUCAAUUUGUAUUUAUUUAUUUUAUCAUUUUGUUAAUAAAUUGUGAAAAGCA